This is a messenger RNA of Eriocheir sinensis (Chinese mitten crab), 3108 nucleotides long. It is a transcript of the gene Pink1, whose product is annotated as serine/threonine-protein kinase Pink1, mitochondrial-like. Gene Ontology annotation, cellular component: mitochondrion. Lineage: Eukaryota; Metazoa; Arthropoda; Malacostraca; Decapoda; Varunidae. The transcript has 12 exons. The coding region runs from base 292 to 2526 and encodes 744 amino acids. Gene Ontology annotation, molecular function: protein serine/threonine kinase activity; ATP binding. The record is from RefSeq and is a predicted model, not a curated record. Gene Ontology annotation, biological process: regulation of apoptotic process; protein phosphorylation; positive regulation of mitochondrial fission.
CUGGUUCACCCUGGCUUUCUCUCGUCUCCAGAAGGUAAAAGUCAGCACUCAGCACGUCCCGGAACCUCAGCAACCAGCAGCAGCAGCAGCAGACGCCCUCAGGCCACGUCCAGAACCUGUCUGUUUCCUGUCUGUCUGUCUGCCGUGUGCCCUCAGUGACCAUGGCGCCAGUACUAAGCCCCUAGCAGCAGUAUCCUCAGUAAGACCAAAAUCUAAGGCACGCUGGGUCGUGUCCUUGGUGGGCGUGCCUUGCUGUGGGCGGCGGCUGGGCGGGCCGAGGCUGGGGCGACCAUGUGGAGUGUGAGAGCGGUGGUGGAGAGUGUGGUGGAGCACGGCAGACGGGCCCUCCACCACCAGCUGCGGCGCCGUCACCCACAGCACCAGCAGCCUCAACAUCAGCCUCCCCCCCAGCACCACCUCCAGGGCCGCCAUCGCCUCUCCGGCCACAAGCUGAGCAAGAGUGUAAGGGAGGGGGCAGCAGAGGCGGCGGGCGAGGGGUGUGGAGGGACUAGCCGGGCGGGGUUGGUUGCCAGCCGCCUGCGCCCCCUUACCACCCAGCUUGUCCAGAACAUCUGCCGCAGGGUCCCAGCACCCCUCUGGACCGAGGCGCGGCGCCGCACUACUCAGCGCCUUGUCUUUGGGGCCAGUGCUCCGUACUUCGCCCUGGUUGGAGUAAGCUUGGUGGGCGGGUCCCAUGGCCUUGUGACACGCGAUGAUGAGUUGGAGGCCUUGUGUGGCACAGUGAGGGAAGCCAUUUCUCGGUCUGGCUGGCUCCACAACCCUGAGUUUUGGCAGUCACAGCCGGAGAGAACAGACCAGCAGAAGCAGCAGUCGGAGGAGUCCCAGGAGGGGGAGGAUGGGAGGAGCGAGGGGGAGCACGUGUACUCUCUGGCAGACUUCACCCUGGGCCCCGUCAUUGACAAGGGCUGCAAUGCCGUGGUGUACGCUGCCAGGUGGAAGACAGAUGAGAGCAACAACCACAGAAAUACUCACGAAGAAGAGGAAGGGGAGGAGUCCUGCCCCUACAGCUCCACCAUCAGGGAGGUGGUAGAGGGUCUCCCCUACCCCCAGGAGCCAGUGAAUGGGGUCAGCACAUCCUCCUUGGGCGCCAGUUUCCUGCAUUCUCAAGGACAGGUGGAGAAUGGUGAGGUAGAGCUGGUGGCUGAGGAGCAGGAGGAGGCAGACAUUUCCCCAAGAGAAUCUAGGUCUCAGGGGGCUGUGGCGAGGACCCCCGCCACACCACCCAGCCCAAGGGAAGGUCACCAUGAGGAAGACGUGAAGACAAAAGAGGAGGAGGCAGCGGCAGGGGUUGAGCAGGAAGAGUUCCCGCUGGCCAUCAAAAUGAUGUUCAACUACGAGGCCGAGUCCAACGCGCCGGCCAUCCUGAGAGCCAUGUGUAAGGAGAUAGUGCCGGCCCGGUGUGUGCAGUUUGACGAGGACCAGAAACAGUGGCAAGAGAGGCUGUGUGGACCAAGGGUGUGCCUGUCGCCUCACUCCAACAUAGUGGAUAUGCCUUGUGUAUUCGUGGACAGAGUGCCACUGCUGGAAGGCUGCCACGACCUCUACCCCCAAGCUCUGCCCGCCCGUCUGAACCCUCAGGGAUACGGGCGGAACAUGAGUCUGUUCUGUGUCAUGAAGCGGUACGACACCAGCCUGAGGGAGUACCUGUCCCGCUACCGUCCGUCCCAGCGCACCUGUCUGCUGCUUGUCACCCAGCUGCUGGAGGCGAUGCUACACCUCAGGAACAACAACAUAGCACACAGAGAUCUGAAAUCAGACAACAUUCUGCUGUCCCUGGCGGAGGGGUGGCAGUACCCUCUCCUGGUCGUGUCUGACUUUGGUUGCAGCCUCGCUGGGGAAUCCUCAAACCUCUCCGUGCCCUUUCCCAGCAGGGAGGGCGACCCUCGACAGGGCAACCCAGCCCUCAUGGCUCCUGAGGUCAAGACAGCCACGCCUGGGCUGCUUUCCUCUGUCUCCUUUGGCCAGAGUGACCUCUGGGCUGCUGGCACACUCAUUUAUGAGAUCUACGGCCUCGACAACCCCUUCUGUCCCUCUCCUGCUGCUGCCUCGGCCUCGCCCAGAAGGCCAAAGCAGUUGGACUCUGCUACCUACAAGGAGUCCCAGCUGCCCCGCCUGCCCCGCAGUGCCCCGCCCUGGGUGCGGCACCUUGUGGCUGACAUCCUCCGCCGCAACCCUCGCGCGCGGCCUACCAUCAACGUAGCAGCAACACUGUGCCAGCUGAUGAUGUGGGCGCCGAGCAAGUGGCUGAACCGACACUCCCUCACUCUCCCCACCCACACCGAGGUGACCCAGUGGCUGCUGUGCCUGGCCACCAAGGUGUUGUGUGAAGCCAGGCUGCCCAGCGCCCAGGCACCACACAAACCAGGCAAGAAGAGAGCACCAGGCUUUGAGGGCAACGCUGAUCAUCAGGGAAGCCAGUUGGAAUACCAGAUGGUGUCCACCUUCCUGGGACGGGUUCAGUACGUGGACAUCAUACAAGCCAUCAAGUGGAACAGAGCUUUUUGAGCAGCAGCAGCAUGUUUGGAGUACACGAGGUACUCACUGUCCUACCGUCUUUGCCAACUCUGUCAAAUAUUCUGCUCAGCAGAAUUCUUGGCAGUUAGCAGUAGAGCACAAGUAGCUUUAAAUAUUUAGUUGUGAGAUUUCAUUUCUUGUUGGCUGUAUUACUAUUAUAUAAUCUGAAAUGAAAAGUAUUACCUAUAUUAAUGUGGUAAUUAUGCUGUAUUUAGCCCAGUGGUAUUUUUGUUUUAGGCAAAUGGAUGUCUUGAGGUCAUAUAACUGUCCAGAAUGAUGUAUUUAGGUUCCACAGGACUGGCAAUGGAAAGCAAUAGUGAUGAGAUAAAUUACUUGCAUCAUAAAACUUCCUGUCUUGCUAGUGUCCAUUAUUCAUGUAUUUUACUUUUUCUAUGUUGAGAAAGUCACCUGAUUUACUCAAAAGGAAAUUUUCAAGUUUAACACUAAUGGGAAUUUUUAUGUGGGCUUCCUGAACUUGCCUGUGCGAGUUCAGCCAAACGAUAUUAGCUAAAUCAGAUGUGCCUGAAGCUGUGAUGAAUUGUACAGGUAACUCAAUAUAUUUAGAUAUGUAAA